GUGUAAUGCGUGGAUGUAGGGGAGGUGGUGUGUAUGUCGCGUCAUAUCGCCCGCCGCUUUAUCAUUGGCCAGCUCAACUCACCAGACACCAGCGCGCUUGUUUUCUGCAGAGGAAGCACGCCCGUGAGGUGAGCUUUGUGCUAAGGAAUGAAAUAGCCAACAGCGUUUUUUUUCACUUUCGUAUCUCAUCAAAACGAUGAUGUGACCAAACAGGCCGCUGACAAACUCUUAGCGCAAGCGGCGGUCACAGUGAAAACAUUUUCAGGUGCGAUAGUGUGAGCCACGGUCGCCUCUGAAUCGCUGCAGACAGUGAGGACGCUGUUGUCUGGUGAUCAAGUGCCAAAUGCCAAGACUUGAAGGACACUGUUGGAGUUGCUCCUGUUCAUCACGAAUGAAAGCUAAAGACCUGUCGAGUGCCAGUUGGGUUUCAUCUAAAGUAGAAGAAAUGAUGUCCAUCAUAACCUCAGUUAUGCGGCAUGCAUAUGGGUCCAUUCACAGUAUCCAGUCCGCUAACCUAAUACGACGGGGCUUCGUGCUGUUUACCGUCGGAGUGUUUCUCGCAUUGGUGCUAAAUUUGCUACAAAUUCAAAGAAACGUCACGUUGUUCCCCGAGGAAGUGAUAGCAACUUUGUUCUCGUCUGCCUGGUGGAUUCCACCUAGUUGUGGAACAGCAGCAGCUGUGGUUGGCCUGCUGUACCCUUGUCUGGACAGCCAUCUUGGGGAGCCACACAAGUUUAAGAGGGAGUGGGCCAGUGUGAUGCGUUGCAUCGCAGUGUUUGUGGGCAUCAACCACGCCAGUGCUAAACUGGACUUUGCUAAUAAUGUCCAGCUCUCCCUGACCCUGGCAGCACUGUCGCUGGGCCUGUGGUGGACGUUUGACCGCUCCAGGAGUGGCUUCGGCCUUGGCAUCACCACAGCCCUGCUGGCCACACUCAUCACACAGCUACUGGUCUACAACGGUGUUUACCAGUACACCUCUCCAGACUUCUUGUAUGUUCGCUCGUGGCUACCCUGUAUAUUCUUCUCCGGGGGCAUUACUGUGGGGAACAUUGGACGGCAGCUGGCUAUGGGAGCUGCAGAGAAACCUCACAACGACUAGGCAGCAAGGCUGACUUUUGAAGGUCAAAGGGCGCAGAGAUGCAGGGGCGGAGGAGGGGGGCAAUCCGUGUCGCUCACCCCUCCCACACCUCGAAAUGUCGGGACUGUUCUAGAGCCUGGGAGGGGAUGCACAUCAAUCAUCGGAGAGACCCCCUCUUCUCGUUUGUACUCCUGAUUUAUUUUUUUCCUCCUUCUUGUUGCUCAGCGAAAAAGUAUGAAAAAGAAGAGACAUUAACUGAGGUGGUUGGCACACAGAACUGACCCACAGUGCCAUGCCCUACACCUCCUCUGUGUGGCCAAAUGAUGCCCUGUGACCUUCCCACCAUGACCUUCAUCACCAUCACCCUCACCAUUACCAUCCUCCUAACACACACAUAAACAUAAGCACACACACACACUCACAAACAUACACGUUCAUCUUCCGCCUGCUGUUGAGGAGGCUGGAUGCUGGUUUCUCAUUGCUGAAGCCUGUGGCUUACUUUGCUCUGAGAUAAAAGAACAGCAGGCCAUUUGAGGGGA
Molecule: messenger RNA, 1617 nt
Organism: Alosa alosa (allis shad)
Lineage: Eukaryota; Metazoa; Chordata; Actinopteri; Clupeiformes; Clupeidae
Gene: insig1
Product: insulin induced gene 1
Exons: 6
Coding region: 344-1099 (251 amino acids)
Biological process (GO): cellular response to insulin stimulus; cholesterol biosynthetic process; SREBP signaling pathway
Cellular component (GO): endoplasmic reticulum; SREBP-SCAP-Insig complex
Source: RefSeq, a predicted model, not a curated record